Prunus mume (Japanese apricot) is the source of this 392-nucleotide messenger RNA. RefSeq names its product late embryogenesis abundant protein EMB564-like. NCBI's taxonomy places the organism in Eukaryota, Viridiplantae, Streptophyta, Magnoliopsida, Rosales, Rosaceae. The record is from RefSeq and is a predicted model, not a curated record. Gene Ontology annotation, cellular component: cytosol. Gene Ontology annotation, biological process: response to abscisic acid.
UCAGUUAACUUGACGUACUUUGAGUUUGUAGAGUUUGUGAAAAGGAAAGAGUUUUUAGUUGAAAAGAGAUGGCAUCAGAAAAAAUGGAUCCACAGAAAAGAAGGGAGCUGGAUGAGAAGGCAAGGAAGGGAGAGGUGGUCAUCCCUGGUGGAACUGGUGGCAAGAGCCUUGAGGCUCAGGAGCACCUUGCUGAAGGAAGGAGCCGUGGAGGGCAGACAAGGAAGAAUGAGAUAGGGCAUGAGGGGUACCAUGAGAUGGGGAAGAAGGGUGGACUGAGCACAACUGACAAGUCCGGAGGAGAGCGUGCUGCGGAGGAAGGAAUCCCACUUGACGAGUCCAAGUACAAAACUAACGGUUGUUCUAAUGAGUGACUUUGAAGAGCUCCAGCUUCC